Knipowitschia caucasica is the source of this 822-nucleotide messenger RNA. Lineage: Eukaryota; Metazoa; Chordata; Actinopteri; Gobiiformes; Gobiidae. The record is from the annotation of a GenBank genome assembly.
AUGUGUUUGCCGCACCAUCUGCUCGUGGACCUGACCCCGGUGUGUUCCUGUCGGAGCCGUCGGAGCCCGGACCCUCGGCCCACGCUCACACGACAUGACGGGAGAAUACCUCUGAUGCUGUUAUCGCCAAACACAUCAAAAUGUUUGAAGUUGAAAAGACUGAACAAGGCUAAUGUGGGCCGGGACUACAAACGUCUGAACAAGGCUAAUGUGAGCCAGGACUACAAACGUCUGAACAAGGCUAAUGUGGGCCGGGACUACAAACGUCUGCACAAGGCUAAUGUGAGCCGGGACUACAAACGUCUGAACAAGGCUAAUGUGGGCCGGGACUACAAACGUCUGAACAAGGCUAAUGUGGGCCGGGACUACAAACGUCUGAACAAGGCUAAUGUGAGCCAGGACUACAAACGUCUGAACAAGGCUAAUGUGGGCCGGGACUACAAACGUCUGAACAAGGCUAAUGUGGGCCGGGACUACAAACGUCUGAACAAGGCUAAUGUGGGCCGGGACUACAAACGUCUGAACAAGGCUAAUGUGAGCCGGGACUACAAACGUCUGAACAAGGCUAAUGUGAGCCAGGACUACAAACGUCUGAACAAGGCUAAUGUGAGCCAGGACUACAAACGUCUGAACAAGGCUAAUGUGAGCCAGGACUACAAACGUCUGAACAAGGCUAAUGUGAGCCAGGACUACAAACGUCUGAACAAGGCUAAUGUGAGCCAGGACUACAAACGUCUGAACAAGGCUAAUGUGGGCCGGGACUACAAACGUCUGAACAAGGCUAAUGUGAGCCAGGACUACAAACGGCGUUGGAGCGGUUGA